AGCUUUGUUGACAUCUGCUCUAGAUUCCUUUUAUCAAACUGACUGGAAGCCAGUCUCACUUUCUUCUCUCUCUCUCUACAUUCUCUGUUUUUCUCUCCUUUUUUUGCGUGAUGGAUCUGUCACCUCUGGGGCAGCGUAAUGGCGAGAAAGUAAGCGUGAACGUCCCAGGACCGACUUUGACCUUCCAGAACAUCUCUUAUGCUGUGAGAGACUCCCGGGGGCCGUGUCGCAAGAGAGCACCUGAGAGAGAGAUCCUGAAAAAUGUCAGCGGCAUCAUGAAGACAGGACUGAACGCCAUCAUGGGUGCGACAGGAAGCGGCAAAACCUCACUUUUGGACGUGAUCGCUGGAAGGAAGGAUCCUCGUGGCUUACGAUCGGGUCAGGUGUUGGUCGAUAACAAGGUUGUCACUUCUGAACUGCGUCUUAUCUCAGCUUACGUUGUUCAGGACGACAUCCUGAUGGGCACGCUGUCCGUCCGCGAGAACCUCAUGUUCUCCGGACACUUGCGCUUGCCACGCCAUCAAUACUCCACCGCCGAGAAAGAAAAGAAAGUGACGAGCGUUCUCCGCGAGCUGGGCCUGGAGGACUGCGCCGACACGAAGAUUGGUACUGAGUUUCUGAGAGGUGUGUCUGGAGGAGAGCGGAAGCGUUGUAGCAUAGGAAUGGAACUGAUGACUUCUCCAUCGCUCCUUUUCCUAGACGAGCCGACGACCGGACUCGACUCCAACACGGCUAACAGCAUCGUAGCUCUGCUGCACAGUCUGUCCCGUAGCGGCAAGACCGUCAUUUUCUCCAUCCACCAGCCGCGUUAUUCCAUCUUCAGACUCUUCGACCACCUGACUCUGCUCCACAAAGGAGAGUGUGUCUACGCCGGUCCUGCGAACGAAACCAUUCAGUACUUUAAUGACAUGGGCUAUGAGUGCGAGGCGUUCAACAAUCCUGCAGAUUUCUUCCUGGACAUCAUGAACGGGGAAGUUUCGCCUUCGGUGCCGACGGAUAAAUCCCUGGCGGAGCUUUAUGGCGAUUCUCGGGAUCGUGCUGCUCUCACGGAGGAGCUGAAGCAGCUCACAGUUCUGUCUGAUUGCACAAGCACAGCGAAACAAUCAUCACCAUCUUAUGUAACGUCGUUCCUCUAUCAGUUAAACAUCGUGUCCAGGAGGACGGUGCUGAACUUAUUGAGGAAUCCGCAGACCUCCUAUGCACAGACGGCGCUGAACGUGCUGUUCGGAGUGCUGGUGGGACUCAUUUAUUUUCAGAUGCCUCACACGCUACCUGAAGCCCUGCAGAACAGAACCGGAGCGUUCUUCUUUCUCAUCAUCAACAUGGUGUUUGCAAACCUGUCAGCGGUGGAGCUCUUCAUUAAAGAGAGAGCGCUGUUCGUGCAUGAGAACUCGAGCGGCUAUUACCGAACCUCUGUGUACUUCCUGUCCAAAGUGUUUGUCGAUUUAAUACCAAACCGGAUGAUCCCCAUCUUCGUGUUCUCCGCCAUCUCUUAUUACAUGAUGGGGUUGAAGCCAGCGUUCGUGGCGUUCCUGUGUUUCUUCUUGACCAUGUCUCUGGUGAGUCUGGCGGCGGUCAGUCUGGCGUUCCUGGCCAGUGCCAGCGUGAGCUCCUUCGCCAUGGCCAACAUUUUCAUCGCGAUGCCCUUCGUCUUCAUGAUGGUAUUCGGCGGCUUCCUGGUGAAUCUGAACUCCAUGCUGAGCUGGCUGUCCUGGCUCAAGUGGCUCAGCAUCUUCCGCUACGGACUGAACGCUAUAACCAUCAACGAAAUGACAGGACAGGUGUUUUACGAUAACAGUACCAGGUUAACAGGAGAGAUGUACCUGGAGGCUCAGAGAAUCGACUACAGUGCUUGGGGGUUCUGGCAGAAUCACGUGGCUUUGUUGGGCAUGGUGGUGGUGUGUAUGACGCUGGCCUACGUGCAGCUGCUCAGGAUUAAUCGCUGGAAGUGACGGAAUUACGCCACGAGGAAAAGUAGAAAUAAAAGCUGAUCUUUUAUUAUCCAUCACUCGUCUCCACCAGCAUUCGACAAUCCACUCCGAUUCACACAUCACAUUUAAACCUAUCAAAAAGUUCCCUGUCUUUAUUUGUCAGUUUGGACAUCAGGCAUAAUUUCAACAUUUCACAAAUUGUGAAUCAUUGUGUGUUCUCAUCAUCAUCACCAUCAUCAUCAUCAUCACCAUCAUCAUCAUCAUCAUAAUCAUCAUCACCAUCAUCAUCAUCA
This is a messenger RNA of Ictalurus punctatus (channel catfish), 2224 nucleotides long. It is a transcript of the gene abcg2b, whose product is annotated as ATP-binding cassette, sub-family G (WHITE), member 2b. Gene Ontology annotation, cellular component: plasma membrane. Gene Ontology annotation, molecular function: ATP binding; ABC-type transporter activity; ATP hydrolysis activity. The record is from RefSeq and is a predicted model, not a curated record. The transcript is spliced from 15 exons. Bases 111 to 1952 code for a protein of 613 amino acids. Lineage: Eukaryota; Metazoa; Chordata; Actinopteri; Siluriformes; Ictaluridae.